AGCAUACAUAUGUUAUACACAUUCAUAUCCAGAAAACGUCCUCUUCCUGAUAAACAAUGUUUUCCUUUUAAGCUAUCCUUUCAAAUUAUCAAAUUUGACAUGAUAAUGCUAGUUUUAGUCCCUGGUUAAUCCCUCUUAUCAUCAUCAUCUCUGCUUUUCUAGUCUCACAGAAAAGAUUCCUCUCAAAUGCCAGGAACCAUCCAAGUUUCAGUUCUGGAUUUCAAGGGCCUCCAUUCAUCAUCAUCAUCAUCAUCAUCAUCAUCAUCAAAAGUAUCAAUAAAAGUUUCCAAGGGAAAAAUAGAGUACCAGACUUGGGACAAAGGGGAAUUCUCAUUUCCAUUGACAACCCUUCGUGACAAUUUGAUUAUAACAAUACAAGAUGCAGAGGGAAACGAGAUUUCUCAUGCAGGACUUGAAACCAGAUUGGUGGUUGAGAAAGGUGUUUGGGAUGACAUAUUUCACCUUGAAGGAGGUGGGCAUGUUCAUAUGAAGUUGCAGUUUUUCCUCAAUGAAGAAGAGCGCCAGCGAAUUCGGAUAAUGAGGGAAUCUGCACUGAAGAAGAAACAUGAAGAGCUUUGUAAUAGUGGCCAUGGAAGUCCCAAAAAUGCUUCUGUUAGUUUUAGUGAAGCCAGUCAACUGUCUGUCCCCUUAAACAACCCCAAGGAUGCCAAAUUUGAUAUCGACAACAGAGACAGAAGUUAUUCUAUUCAGAAGCAAAAGAGCACAGAUUCAGUUCCUUCAGAACUAGAGAAGCAUAAUAACUCAAAGAAUCAGCAUGAAGAGCUUCGUGAUAGCGGUCAUGGAAGUCCCAACAAGGCUUCUGUUAGUUAUAGUGAAGUUUCAGGAUCAAAAGAAAGUUCAUUCCGAAGUGGAUUGCUAGCCAAUGAAGCCAAUCAAGUGUCUGUCCCCUUAAACAACGCCAAGGAUGCCAAUUUCGAUAUCACUAGCAGAAACAGAAGUUCUAUUCAGAAGCAAAAGAGCACAGAUUCAGUUCCUUCAGAACUAGAGAAGCGCAAUAACUCGAAGAAGCCGAGACCUGCAGAGAAAGGCCAUAGCAAUGUAAAGAACAUGAUAAAUGCAUUUGAGGGUAGUCUAUAUCAGGAUGUGAGACCUUCUAUUAAACCACCACCGAAAAUAUCUCAGACGAGAAAGAUAGGAGCCAACUCUUUUCUAGUAAAUUCACAUCUCAAUGAAGCUGAGACAGAAAAGAUCAAACCGCCAAAGGUAACAUUAGGAACAAUCAAUAGGGAAAAAGUGCAGACAUUUGGUUCAGUGGAACCUAUAUAUGGGGCUGCACCAUCCAAAGAAAGUGAGCAGUUGAAGGAUAAAUUUAAAGUUAAACAAAGAGAAAGUGUUGUGAAGGAAGAGAAGAAAUAUUCCAAAGAUUUCAAGAGAGCAUCAAUAACAGAAAAAGGCGAAUUUUCUCAAAGAAUCUUUGACAAGUAUUCAAAAGGUAACCAAUCUUGGAACCUGUUUUCUGCAAAGCAACACUCUAGAAGAAAAUCGGUAACAAAGGAGGGUAGAGAAGAAAAUUUUCAAAAGGAUCCACGAGAAGCUGAAGGAACUUCAAAUGGAAAACGAAAAUCAGUGGCUAUUUGGAGUAAUCACCAUUGUUCCAUUGGUAGCUCUGGCCUCUGGAUAUUUCCAGGUGAAGCGAAAUGCUCAUGCAUAACAACUGGGGCCAAACAAACAAUGGAUCAAAUGGGAGGUUUUUGCGAUGAAGCAAAUACCCACCAAAUAAAUUUGAGUUCUUGUGAUCCAAAAAGCACAGGAGAGGCUAAUGAUGCUGAUGCUGGCACUGCUGUUGUGGAGAAUGAAGAUGGGAAGACUUCUGAAAAGUUAGUACGAAGGGUUGAGACUUCCAUGAAUCCUGAGGAAUCCAUUGGACCUUUUGGAAAGGUGAUUAAAGUCGUAGUCAUGGCGGGCUUUGCAACUUUGGUUCUCCUAACAAGAACAUACAGAUGAAGUCAGCUGCUAAGAAAUUUGUUUCCACAUUUGAUCCUUUUCUUCUAUUUUCUAGACUUAAUCCUCUUCCAGUACAACAAAUGCUAAAGGAGCAUGUUCAGUUAUCGAUUGUAGUUCUGAGUUUACUUGGAGGGGGUCGAUAUCACCAGGUUCUAUAAUGGUUCAAACCUGGAGUACUAAUAAAACGAAUGGUAUACUUAAAGCACCGAGAUAAAAGAAAUGUAAAUUUGUUAUCAAUUUUCCACCUUUUCCAUUCUUCAAAGGUAAAUUUUACCGUUUGUAAUUAUAUUAAAAUUGCAUCAUUUUCAUCCUUAGUGAAUAAUUUGCUCAUAUUCAUGCAUAAA
Gossypium raimondii (Peruvian cotton) is the source of this 2309-nucleotide messenger RNA. RefSeq lists its product as uncharacterized. Lineage: Eukaryota; Viridiplantae; Streptophyta; Magnoliopsida; Malvales; Malvaceae. The record is from RefSeq and is a predicted model, not a curated record. Bases 187 to 1965 code for a protein of 592 amino acids. The transcript is spliced from 13 exons.